Messenger RNA from Lactuca sativa (garden lettuce), 679 nucleotides. RefSeq lists its product as uncharacterized. The record is from RefSeq and is a predicted model, not a curated record. Gene Ontology annotation, molecular function: syntaxin binding. NCBI's taxonomy places the organism in Eukaryota, Viridiplantae, Streptophyta, Magnoliopsida, Asterales, Asteraceae.
AUGAACAAAAAAAGCUAUUUUAUAUCUCACCAUAAUCAUCUUAGUAUACAUAGAAAACAAUUGAAGCAAAAGGAGGAGCAUAAUGCUCUUACUGUCCAACAAUAUACUCAACAGUUGAAGCAGAAAUCUCUAGAACUCCAAAUUGCAGAUUUAAAGCUUCAGCAACAUGAAGAAAAGUUGGUGAAAGAACAGUCCCAAAUGAAGAUGUAUGCAGAACAAGUGUCUCAGUUGUUGGCAACUGAAAAGAAUUUACGGUUACAGUUAACUGCUGAUGGUGAAAAAUUCCAGCAGUUCCAGGAUGCAUUGGUGAAGAGCAAUGAGGUUUUUGAAACAUUUAAGCAAGAAAUCGAAAAGAUGGGAAAAUCGAUAAAGGAACUGAAAAAGGAAAAUAGUUUUCUAAAGGGGAAGAGCGAGAAGUCAGACAUGAGUCUUAUACAACUUGUGGAGGAGCGUGAACGCAUGAAGAAGCAACUGGAGAAAACCAAGAAUCAAAAAGAAAAGCUUGAAUCACUAUGCAGAUCACUUCAAGCAGAGAGGAAGCAGCACAAUCCAACAACUCCUACUCCUACUCCUACUGCUGCUGCUGAUGAUUCGCUCCCUGUUUAAAGGACAAGACACUGUUAAAAACACACUUUUGAGGUUUUGUUUUCUGAAUCCAAUUGUUUUCUUGGCACGUGGA